Messenger RNA from Tigriopus californicus, 1981 nucleotides. RefSeq names its product calcium uptake protein 3, mitochondrial-like (gene MICU3). Gene Ontology annotation, biological process: calcium import into the mitochondrion; mitochondrial calcium ion homeostasis. The coding region runs from base 348 to 1730 and encodes 460 amino acids. Gene Ontology annotation, molecular function: calcium ion binding. NCBI's taxonomy places the organism in Eukaryota, Metazoa, Arthropoda, Copepoda, Harpacticoida, Harpacticidae. The transcript is spliced from 6 exons. Gene Ontology annotation, cellular component: uniplex complex. The record is from RefSeq and is a predicted model, not a curated record.
CCCCUAAAAGUGUGUCAAAAUUGUCAAGUCAUGCUCUUAAAAAUGGACAAACUCAUUCUUCCCUUUUAGCAUACGUAUAUGAAUUCACUUCCUGCAUACCAUCAGAGUACGAACAGUGAGUGCAUUGUGUCACCUGAAAAUACUACAAACUAGAAAUGGCGCCCUCAGUUCGAAAGUAUUCCAUCCAAGAGCCUUUCUGCCCCUGAAUUCAGCUGUUGAUCAAGGUCCACUUGGAACAUGGGCUUUCUUCGCACCAGUGAAAGAGCUACAAGGAGAGUGUUGUUCCAGGGACAAGCAACCUCACGAUAACUCAGUCAAAAUACGUGUGCGAGUACAACGAAAACAAGAUGAUCCCCAAUCCAGCCAGACAGUUCUUCGUCAAGACCAUCUUGAAGGUCCAAAGGUUCCAAAGUCAAAGCUCAAGGUCGGGAGUGUCCCUUGCGAAAGAAGCCAAGAGCUUCAUUCAACAGCCCGAGGGCAAAGUGGUGCUAUUCGCUUUGACCACGGGUUUGGCAGGAACGUCCUUGUUGUACUUCUUGUCCAAUAAUACCGAUGCUAAAUCAUUGGUCCACAAAGCCACAGGACACUUGAGCAGUGAUCCCAAAGCCAAGAGGAAAUUGACAGCCAGGGAAAAGCGCUUUAUGAAGUUCGCCUCGGUAGAAUACAAUGGCCAGAUUUACAUGACACCACAAGACUUCUUGGAAUCCGUGGUGGAAGGAGAGCCGCGGCCACGAUUUAAGCGAAAAACAUUAACUGAUAAGGACGUGGCUGAAGUGAUCAAUAAGGUGCCCAAAUUGUCUAAGAAUAAUGAGCAGUUCUUUCGAACUUUGGGCAACAGAGGAAUCAUUUCCUUCAGCGAAUAUUUGUUUUUGCUCACGAUUCUCAUCAAGCCUCAAUCCGGGUUCAAGAUUGCCUUCGCCAUGUUGGAUCAAGAUGGAAACGAAAUGAUUGACAAAAAUGAAUUUGCACUUUUAGAGACUGUGUUAAGCUCGGCCGCCAAAGAACGAAAACAGGUUGAGUUGGAUCUUCGUCCUGAAGGUGAGGAGAACGGUGGGCAAGCCCUCAAGGAAGCGGAGACCCAAGCCCAAGCCGUUUUUGAUGACGAUGAUCACGGCUUGCAACGGGCUCAUUCCGUGGACACCACUUUGCUCAUCUAUUUCUUUGGCAAACGUGGCAACGACCAGCUCAAGUUCGAAGACUUCCAUCGAUUCAUGGACAACCUGCAGACCGAGGUCCUUCAGAUGGAGUACCAAGAAUUCUCCAAAGGUGCGAAAACCAUCACCGAACUGGACUUUGCCAGAAUUCUGCUCAGAUACACUUUUCUCAAUACUGAGGAAUACGAGAACAUCCUUGAUCGGUUGGUGGAUCGUCUGGAGAAUGAAGUGGGCAUCACCUUCGAGGAGUUCAAAGACUUCUGUUUGUUCCUCAACAACCUGGAUGACUUCCAAAUCGCCAUGAGGAUGUACACACUCGCCGAUAAGGCCAUCUCCGAAGACGAGUUCUCCAGGGCCGUCACCAUUUGCACGGGACGGAAACUCAGCGAGCAUCUCGUGCACACCGUGUUCCAGAUCUUUGAUAACGACGGAGACGAACUCUUGACCUACCAAGAGUUCAUCGCUAUGAUGAAGGACAGGGUGAACCGAGGAUUGAAGACCUUUUCGAGACAAGAAGGCUGGACGGGUUUCAAACGAUGUGUUAAGCAAGAGGUCCGUCAAGGAUCUUCGACUUGAUUGAACACAUUCACUUCCUAGAAAUAAUAUGAGUUCAAUAUGAUAUUUAUGAGUUGCAUGAAACGAUGAAACGUUCGAACACUUCUUUUUCUUCAGAAUUGAGAAUCGACUUGAGUUGUCAGGUAAUGCAUCAUUUUUCGAGGCGUCUUAAAAGAAAAAUCCUUCCACUAUCAUUAUGUAUCUCCUCAGGAUGUUAUUUAUUUGUUAUUGCUCAUCUAGCCAUAUAAUACAUCCAGCUAUUCAGCGUUCAA